Pantherophis guttatus is the source of this 4756-nucleotide messenger RNA. RefSeq names its product dopamine receptor D1 (gene DRD1). The record is from RefSeq and is a predicted model, not a curated record. Gene Ontology annotation, molecular function: G protein-coupled receptor activity; dopamine neurotransmitter receptor activity, coupled via Gs. Gene Ontology annotation, biological process: adenylate cyclase-activating adrenergic receptor signaling pathway; positive regulation of MAPK cascade; G protein-coupled dopamine receptor signaling pathway. Lineage: Eukaryota; Metazoa; Chordata; Lepidosauria; Squamata; Colubridae. Gene Ontology annotation, cellular component: plasma membrane.
AAAGAAGAGAACCAGAAAUAAACCGCAGCCAAAAAGAUGAAGUGAGUCUUGUUCUUUCAGCUGGGAGUUUGUACCAUCAGCACUCGGGAAUGGCCCACCCUCACAAACAACUUCUCUAUUUGGGAGAACAGUGUAUUUGUCCUGUGCUAUAGAAGAAAAAGAGAGAAAGAUAGCUUCCUGCAAGAGAAGAUGCUUGAUUUUAAGGUCAGGAAACCUAAGUGCAUAUUGCUUUUUAAUGUUAUUCAUACCUGGAUGUCCUUCCUCUAAGAUUUAGAAAAGAGACCUCAAGCAAACAAAUCUUUCCAUGCCGGGUUAUGUUGCUCUCUAUCACUCCAGGCAAAAUGAAGCCAAUACUUCCAGGACUGUCGGCUUGGCGAGAUGAAGAGAAAACUUACGGGUUCAUAGAUGCCUGUUUAAGGUUAGAGCACAGAGGAAUCUGAGGAAACUACCCUAUUUGGAUGCAUUUGAAGGAAAAGGAACCAUUAACAGUUACACCUAAUGUUUGAGGAGCAAUGAAUGGGCUAUAGCUGAAACAUCCAGGUCUAAAGGGACCUGAACUCUGGAUCGGUCGUUACUCUUCUCUGUCAUUCUUCCAAUGAAAACUAAAAGACCAUCAGCACUUUUCAAGACCUUUGCCAGAAAACUGGAAAUAUCAUGUCUUUGCUUGGGAUGAUUUCAUCCUGAUGGGGCAUUUCAACAGGAUGUACAAAGCGUGACUUGGGUGAUGAACAUCCAGACGGGACUGCUUUGAUGCACAGAGUUUGCACAUGAAUCAUAAGGGCUGGCUGGAAUUGAAGGAGCUUGUCCAUGUCCUGAGAAGGCUAAUUCAGAAGAGUCCUCAAAGUUCAGGCUGGUGGCUUUUGCUAAAAAAAUCAAUGCCUGCUUAGCAUUCUUCCACCAGGAUAUUAUUCCCAAAGCAAUGCAUUCGCUUGCUGUGAUUGUAACCCAUUGUCUUGCUACACAAUUCAAAUCCUAAAUAUAAAGUUGAAAGAAAGAAAAAAAAGUGUUUCCCUGGAUUAGACAUGAGCGUCAGAAGUCCUAAAGGACGAUGAAUCUUUAUUAAACUGUUUGGAACAAUGAAAAGAACUGAGUCCCGAGGCUACGUAUAAAGGCAGAACUGAUGUUUUAAUUUCAGAGCAGAAAGAUAUGAAGGCUGAGGUGGGUUUAAGAUGUCCAUCAAUUAGAGGGACGAGAAAUUGUAUCAGCAACCAGAACACUUGAAGAGUUACACUUCAUUAGAGCAGAAGGGCUACUUAAAAGAAUCAUUAAUCUAUUUAAGUGAGAAAAAGUGCAAGCUGAAAAGUGAUUACGCUCUGUACAGAAUUCUCUGAGGAUUUGUCUCCCGCUGGCCUGUUCCUGCUAAGAGUUUUCUAUUUUUGGCUAAUGUUUAAAAGAAGAUUGUUUUUUUUAAAAAAAGGCAGAGAGAGGGGUAGGUGGGGAGGGAGGGUAAGCCCCGAUGUGAUCAACAAGUUCAGAUACUUGUGAUGGAUUAUUUGUGUGUUUUUGUUUUUUUAAAGUUUUUUUUUGAGAGAGAAAGAGAGAGAGAGAGAAAGCAAAGGGAUCCUCCCAAGACCGGAGACUUGAGCACGAAUCUUAGGGUGCCUGCCUGGUUCUGAGCAAUUAAAUUCUAAGCUCUGUGGGAACACGAGGAGCUGUAGCCCCUACCAGGCCUGUGACAUGAUUUUGCCUGAGAAGGAAAGAUGAUUUGGAACAACACCACUAUGGACGGGGAAGGGUUGCUUGUGAAAAGAGAUUCCUACUUCCGAAUCCUCACCGGAUGCUUCCUCUCCUUGCUGAUCCUCACCACUCUCCUAGGCAACACCCUGGUCUGCGCAGCUGUCAUUAGGUUUCGCCACCUGAGGUCCAAGGUGACCAACUUCUUUGUGAUCUCUUUGGCGGUCUCAGAUCUUUUAGUUGCCGUCUUGGUCAUGCCCUGGAAAGCUGUGGCCGAGAUAGCUGGAUUCUGGCCUUUUGGAUCAUUCUGUAACAUCUGGGUGGCAUUCGACAUCAUGUGUUCCACGGCCUCCAUCUUAAAUUUGUGUGUCAUUAGCGUGGACAGAUAUUGGGCCAUCUCCAGCCCGUUUAGGUAUGAGAGGAAAAUGACCCCCAGGGCAGCUUUUGUCAUGAUCAGUGUGGCGUGGACCUUGUCUGUGUUGAUUUCCUUCAUCCCUGUACAACUGAACUGGCACAAAGCUAAAACCACAAGCUUUUUAGACUUAAAUGCCAGUUUUCAAGGUGUGGCUAUGGACAACUGUGAUUCCAGUUUGAACAGGAUGUAUGCCAUCUCUUCCUCUCUUAUUAGUUUUUACAUCCCAGUGGCCAUCAUGAUAGUCACCUAUACGAGGAUAUAUAGGAUUGCUCAAAAGCAAAUACGGCGUAUAUCAGCCUUGGAACGAGCAGCCGUGCAUGCUAAGAACUGUCAAACCACUGCUGGCAACAGGAACAGUAUGGAUGGCCAGCAUCCAGAAAGCUCCUUCAAAAUGUCCUUCAAGAGAGAGACUAAAGUUUUAAAGACUUUGUCAGUGAUCAUGGGAGUGUUUGUAUGCUGUUGGCUACCCUUCUUCAUCCUGAACUGCAUGGUGCCCUUUUGUGAGCCCAGUAUCUCAUCCCAGGGAGCAGAGCCAUUUUGUAUAAGUUCUGCCACUUUCGACGUUUUUGUUUGGUUCGGAUGGGCCAAUUCUUCCUUGAACCCGAUCAUUUAUGCCUUCAAUGCAGAUUUCCGCAAGGCAUUUUCCACUCUUCUUGGCUGCUAUAGACUCUGUCCUUUCUCCAUUAAUGCGAUAGAGACAGUUAGUAUCAACAAUAAUGGGGGCAUGGGUUUUUCGAGUCAGCUUGAGCCAAGAGGGUCCAGCCCCAAAGAGUGCAAUUUUGUCUAUUUGAUUCCCCAUUCGGUUCUCUGCCCGGAAGAAGACAUGUUGAAAAAAGAAGAGGAAGGGGUAUUCUCUAAAACCCUGGAAAAAAUUUCUCCAACCCUAUCAGGUAUUUUGGAUUUCGAGGCUGAUGUGUCUUUGGAAAAGAUCAAUCCAAUCACACAAAAUGGCCAGCAUAAAACCUGAGGGGUAAAGUUGACUCAUCUAAAAAAAAAAAAGUGAUCAAUCGAGAAAGAUUUUCAACUUUUUUUUGUCUGUUUUUAGUAAGAACAGUGUGCUAUUGUGAGAAUCAAAGCCAUCACAUAAAAAUCCAGAGCUUAAUCAGCUGCUGUUUGACAAAAACAUAAAAUUUUAAAAAGAAUUCCACCUUUCAUACAUUGUAUUUAAAGAUUGUUCAAUGUUGUUCAUCUUGAAUGGAAAUGAAUCAAAUAUGUAGGUACGGUGUAGCUGCAAAAAAAAAAAAAAAAAAAAAAGGAAAAAAAAGAGUUUUAAGUGGAUACAUGUUUGCAGAAACAGACCUGGGGAAACUAAUUAUACUUCUCUGUGUGAAUAAAAUGUAAUAGAUUUAUAUGAGAUUCCCAUUUGACUUGCAUAGUCAUUUGUGGGUGUUUAUACAUUGCAAGAAAAAUUUGAUAAUUUGCCAGAUUAGGUGGAUGCCUUUUAAAACAAUUUUGAACAUCAAUACAGCCUUAUAAUAAGAAUGGGAUAUUUUUAAUAGUAGGAAGAUUAUGUGUCAAUAUUGGCUUUCUUUAUUUAUUAUUUAAAUGGGUAUUUUUUCAUAUGUUUAAACAAACAUGACUUUAUCUUAUUUUAAUAUAUGUCGAAAAAAUAGGAUAUCUGUAUGUAUGGUGUUAUUCAUUGCAUUUUUGAUCUGUUUACUAGUCAGCACUUUAUGAAGAAGAAAAAAAGGGAGAAUUUACAAAAUUCAGAGUUAGCUUUGUCUAGCUAACUUUAGAACUUGUAGCUGUUCCCAAUGCAGCAAAGGGGAUAAAUCUCCAGUACCUUUUGCUGCACAAAAAGAGAGAGAGAGAGAGGUGUUUUGCGGGUUCUUUCUGAAACAGAAGAUCAAAAUCACUUGAACGAUAAAUUAUACAGACUUUGACCUUCUAGAAACAAAAUUCAUAGCUGUAGUUUUAUUUUCAAGCUUCAGUCUGUGUUGACUUUGCUUGAAUGUCAGCAUGUGAAGCUGUAGAUAACAUACUGAUCUAAGAGGAAUACCACUGGAAAAUGAACACCAAUUUAAAGAUGUGAUGAGCUAAGAAAUAAAAAAAAAUCACUCAUAUUUGCUAUUUUGAAGAUGAAUGAAUCCUCUUAGAUUUCUCUUCUUUCAAAUUUGUUUUUGGGCAGGGGUGGGGGGGAGAAUAAUUACUCCCUUUCACAAUUGGAGAGUAGAUGAUCUAACCACAAAUAUUUCUCUGCUUCUUACAUAGAAAAUAGUUUCUCAUUCUGAUUUUGGAUUCUCACAAAAUGAAAAGAACAACAAAACUGCUCCUCACUUUCUUGCAAGUUCCUAGAGUGGCCAAGAUUUGUUUUCUUUUUGCUCUCUCGAAACCAAAAUUCCUCCCACAGUCCCUUAAUCAUAUUAAAUAAAAACAAUGAAUGUUAAAGCUAUGAAAGUAAUAUACAAACAAGAUGGUGAUGAUGAUUGAAUGAUAGCAGAACCCCUUCAGAUUUUGGAACAAAAUGCAAGAUUCGUUGAGACAUGUGGUCUGAAAAGGAGAAAUGUAAGAGAUAAAUUAGGUCUACAAAAAUAUACUUCCUAAAUCAGGUCUGUGUUACUCAAGUAUUGUGAAUGUUUUCAUAAUUCUAUUGCCUGUAAGCUGCUUUCAUACAUAUAAUAAAAUUAUUUUGUGAACAUAAGGUCAAAUAAAGCGAUUUACAUUAUA